Messenger RNA from Lentinula edodes (shiitake mushroom), 915 nucleotides. RefSeq lists its product as uncharacterized. The record is from RefSeq and is a predicted model, not a curated record. The coding region runs from base 1 to 915 and encodes 304 amino acids. The transcript is spliced from 3 exons. Lineage: Eukaryota; Fungi; Basidiomycota; Agaricomycetes; Agaricales; Omphalotaceae.
AUGUGUUCAUUCCCGGUUGGAACUGUUCCGCUUUUGACAACAGAUUCUACAUUUGUCCCACCCAUCACAGGCAAGGGUCCUCCAUUCAGACAUUUGUUGUCCACGGUUGAGGCGCCACGACUUUUCAUGCUAAUUGAGCACGAUGCUCUCCCGUCGUUCUCCUCAGACCCUCUGUCACUGCUCCCCGAGUGCGCGCACUUGACGAGCUUUGAUUCGAUACCAUCUACCCCUCUGCACACGCUGAUCUCGCUCGGUCUUGACACGGCCAAGCCGCAGGCUCUUCACGCUAAAUCCAAUGUUCAACUUGACGCAGUUACACGAUACAUCUGCAAUGUUGGAUUCGGGGGUGCUGGUAAGGGUGAUAGACAUGGACAUUAUCCUACACCGCACGGUACAGUCGCCAGGACGAAGGAAUCCCCUGGUACCUUCAACGCAGCAUCAAACAUGGCUCGGAAGUUUCAACUUGAUGACGGCGACUGCAAAGACAUUUUUAUCCGUUGCAAAACAACGGAUAAAAACAUAACCAAUGAGAAUUAUACAAAGGGACAGGAAAGUCAGUAUCCGCAGUCCCCAUCUCCUAGCUCCGGAGAUGUGGUCCUGUCCUGCUGGGAAACUGGUCCUCAGUUUUCCUAUCAUGGGCGCAACCUGGGAGCAUUCAGCCCCAUCCCUUGCCAAAGGGGUUCCUCGACAAUCCCUGAUCGCGAGAACGAUCCGGUUGUGCGCCAGCAUGUUGGGCAAUGCUACACUCGACAGAUACAAAACAGUUGUUAUGCACCACGUAUGCAUAACAAAGUCUUGACGCUGGACCCAUUGAAUGUACCCCAGGUUCAGAUGAGAAAAGUUGAGGACCUGGAGAAGGUAACAGAUAAGUUAGUGACGGGGGUACCGGCAGGAUCGCUACUGUUUUCCAAGUAG